UUAGAAAUAAAUAAAACUCGUCAUUUUUGAGCAACAGCAUGAAGGCAAUCGCCAUAAUUUUGACGGCAGCAUUCAUAGUGGCCGUGUAUUCGGAGAACUAUACGGAUAACUCAGAAAACAUAAUUGCUUCGAGCAAUAUCUUCAUCGAAGACGAGCCAGAAGAAAAAUGUAGGCACCACGAAGAGCGUCGGUGCGCUCCUCCUCUCAGGAAGGAUUGCUGGAAUAAAUUCUUGUGGCCCAUCAUAUUUGAUCCGCCGCGAUGCAUCUUGAAGAGCUGCGUGUGCGUAGAUGGGUACGUCAAGGCCACGCUGUUCAACAGGACCUGCAUUCGAGCCGACCAAUGCAGUUAAUAUUGACAUGAAUUGAUGUAAAAUAUAAAAAUUAA
Molecule: messenger RNA, 385 nt
Organism: Cylas formicarius (sweet potato weevil)
Lineage: Eukaryota; Metazoa; Arthropoda; Insecta; Coleoptera; Brentidae
Exons: 2
Coding region: 39-350 (103 amino acids)
Source: RefSeq, a predicted model, not a curated record